AUGCACCGGCCCACCUCUCUAACAGAGGCAGAGAGGCGCUGUAUGAUUCUGUGCCACGAGCAAGGGGCUUCCAUUCGGCAGAUCUCUCGGCUCAUUGCAAGAUCUCGUUCUUCAGUCCAGCGCGUCAUUCACAAGCACAUAGCUCUCAAGCUCUUAGCGUCCGCUGAUCCCUCGUCUCGAGUUGGAUCCGCCUUAGCGGGCGACGAGCCUCCCGCGGAGGCCCCACAGCAGCAGCAGCAGCAGCAGCAGCAGCAGCAGUACCUGCCGCAGCACCUGCUCCAGCCGCUUCAGCAGCAGCAGCUGCAGCAGCAGCAGCGCCAGCAUAUUGGGACCCCCGCCAGGAACCCUUCAACUUCAGAACUUGCAGUUGCAGUGGCUGCGCUGCUGCGCGAGCAGCAGCGUCAGCAACAGCAACAGCAGCAGCAGCAGCAGCAGCUGCUACAGCAGCACCCGCUCCAGCUGCUGCAGCCUCAGGAUGAUAGCGCGACAGCUGUGGGCAAAGGCCUGCAUCAGCAGCUGCACGAUCAGCUGCAGCAGCAGCUGCAGCAGCAGCUGCAGCAGCAGUUGCAGCAGCAGAUAGAGCACCCACCACCGGGGCUUGGGCCUUCAAACCAGGGAUCGGUAGACACGGCAGCGGCGUCUGCUGCUGCUGCAGCAGCAGCAGAAGCAGCCAGCUGCUUAGGGCCCCGCGAUGACCCUCUGCUACCACCAGCAGCAUUAGACGAGUGCACGGGAUUGGGAGAGCAGCAGCUGCUGCCGCAGCAGCAGCUGCUGCUGCAGCCAUCCUUGCUGCCGCAGCAAGAAGACACGUGCUGCAGCAAGGCUGGCAGCAACAGCAGCAAGAGCAGCAAGACGAGCGGCGGUAGCAGUAGCAAGAGCAGCAAGAGCAGCAGCAAGAGCAGCAACAGCAGCAACAGCAGCAACAUCAGCAACAGCACAAACGGCAGCUGGUGUUCUGGCUCAACGUAUAGAGGGGAUGCUGCUGCUGCUGCUUGGAUUUCCUCUGCAGCAGAAGCUCUUCCUGCUGCAGACGCCCUCACCACUGGUGACGGUGGUGCUGCUGCAACUGCUGUUGCUGCUGCUGCUGCCGGCCUGUCAAAGCUCUCUCUUUUGGAGGGGAGGAACGGUGCUGCUGGAACAGCAGCAGCAACAGCUGCUGCCGUUGGUGCUUCCAGCGCCAGCACCAGCACCACCUCCAGCAGCAGCAGCAGCCAUCAUCAUCAACAGCAGCAACAGCAGCAACAGCAGCAACAGCAGCAGCUAGAUAGCGUUUCUCGCUCUCUAGGUCAAACAGACCCCACAGCAACUCCGAUAAGCAAGCCUCUGGCGACGCAGCGCCAACGACAGCAGCAGCAGCAACAGAAGCAGCAGCAGCAACAGCAGCAGCAGCAGCCGGGGCAGGCACUCGAUAGAUUGCUGCUACCUCUCCUGCAGCAGCAGCAGCAGCAGCAACAAGCGCAGCAGCGCCUGCAUGGAAACGACUUCCCGCAUGGAAGUUUAGAACAGCGUUGCUUCUCUUUGCUGCAGGACCUACAGCAGCAGCAGCAACAGCAGCAGCAGCAGCCGCCGCUGCUGCAGCAUCCUUGGAGUGGUCUGUUGCUGCAGCAGCAACAGCAACAGGAAGAGCAAUCCUUGCUGCUGCCGCCGACGACGUAUAUGCAGCGUGAGCCGCAGCAGGGAGCUGCACCAGCUGCAGCAGCAAGCAACCAUCAGGUGGGUAACGGGUACAAGAACUCCUGGCAGCAGCAGCAGCUGCUGCAGCAGCAGCUACUGCAGCAGCAGUUGCUGCAGCAGCAGCUGCAAGAGCAACAGGAGUCGCAGCAACGGAUCAGUGGUCCUCAGCAGCAGAUGUUUGGAGCAGCUUUAAAUUCAUUGGGCUGCCCAUCUCUGCCUUCGCACGGCACAGCAGCAGCAGCAGCAGCAGCAGGAGGGUUGGGUCCCGCCUGGACCCCAAGGCAGCAGCAGCUGCAGGUGCUGCGGCAGCAGCUGCUGCAGCAGCAAUUGCAGCGGCAGCUACAGCAGCAGCAGCAGCAGCAGCACCUGCAGCAUCGGCAGCAGCUGCCGCAGCAGCGGCAGCAGCUGCAGCAACGGAAGCAGGUGCUGCCUAAGCGACAGCAGCAGCAGCAGCAGCUGCAGCAGCUGCAGCAGCAGUGCCCGCCUUACCCUGAAGACUGCUCUUCGUUGCCGCUUAUGAGUGCCUUUCCCUCUAGUAGCCCUGAGAAGGCCCCAUUGUAUGAUCGUCUGCUGCAGCAGCAGCAGCAGCAGCAGCAACUGAGCUGCGCCGUUUUCGAUUCGGCAGCUGAGCAGCAGCAGCAGCAGCAGCUGCUAGUUGCGGGAGGUUCUAGCUUCAGCAGCAAGGCAGCACCGACAGUGCAGCCGCUGCUGCAGGAGCCAUUGAGCUCGCUUUGGGGGGGAUCAGAAGCAAGCAGCAUUAGCAGCAGCAACAGCAGCAGCAGCAGCAGCACCGCUAGCACCGGCAGCAGCGGCUGCGUUGCUUGGGCUUGUGCUCCUUUGGGGGCCCCCAGCGGAGGCCCUAACAAUCUCCCUCUGCUUCCGUCUCCUUUCGUUGCAGUUGCUGCUGCACCCGCAGAUGGAGCAGCAGCUUCUGGAGUGCAGCAACCGCAGCAACAGCAGCAACAGCAGCAACAGCAGCAACAGCAGCAGCAACAGCAGCAGCAGCAGCAGAGUCCUGAGUACUCACGGUGGGCGCUGCAGCGCGGGCUGCUUCCUUGUGGUGCCGCUGCUCCGUCAGCAGCAGCAAAUAUUUCUGCUGCUCCCGCUGGAAGCAGCAGGUUUUUUGCUGCCCCCGCAGAUGCAGCAGCAGCAGGAACAACAGCAGCAACAGCAGCAGCAGCAGCAGCAGCAAACGUGCCGCCCGCUGGGGGCAGCGAAGAAGAAGCAGCUUAUAGCAGCGACGCAGUUGCCGUUCUUACUCAUGGAGGAGGCUCCCCCGCAGAUGAGGGGCCCCACACCUGCAGCACAAUAAACAACGAUACCCCGCUGGACGUACACUCCACUGCAGCAGCAGCAGCAGCAGUUGCUGGUGCUGCAGCAGCAGCACCAGCAGCAGCAGCUGCAGCACCAGAAGCUGCAGCAGAAAGUGCAGCAGGUGAGGAAGGUUAA
Messenger RNA from Eimeria acervulina, 3123 nucleotides. RefSeq lists its product as hypothetical. NCBI's taxonomy places the organism in Eukaryota, Apicomplexa, Conoidasida, Eucoccidiorida, Eimeriidae. The coding region runs from base 1 to 3123 and encodes 1040 amino acids. The record is from RefSeq and is a predicted model, not a curated record. The transcript has 2 exons.